This is a messenger RNA of Fusarium odoratissimum NRRL 54006, 3507 nucleotides long. RefSeq lists its product as uncharacterized. The record is from RefSeq and is a predicted model, not a curated record. Gene Ontology annotation, molecular function: protein binding. NCBI's taxonomy places the organism in Eukaryota, Fungi, Ascomycota, Sordariomycetes, Hypocreales, Nectriaceae. The coding region runs from base 675 to 2468 and encodes 597 amino acids. Gene Ontology annotation, cellular component: RSC-type complex. The transcript has 4 exons. Gene Ontology annotation, biological process: chromatin remodeling.
GCCCUCAGCUCCAAGGAAGCCAGCCCCAUUUACCACCACAUCAAAAUCGCCAGCAUCGGAGCAUUUGUAGGGCCUGCAUAGACCCGCGAUAGCCUAAAGCAAAACGGGGGCCUGAAAACCAUUCAAACGGUGCAUUUUAUACGGUGCAUCCUCUAAUUUCUGCCCUGUUUUUUGAGGUCCAACCCUGGACUUAGUAUCUUGCUUGACGCGACCAUUGGAUCGCACGCGUCAAAAUCCACACAAGCGCCGUCGCAAACGACCUCGAUCUCCAGGUUUGCGAUCCUCAAUUGCAUCCCAACGAAAUCCUCAAGGAAAAUAUACCGCAAUUAUCUUUGAUGCGCUCGAUUAGGCGACCCUAUCGAUUAUAGUCACAAUGGACAGCAAACGCAAAGCCAAUGGUGCUGCCACGGUCGACAACGACGACAGAGGCUCUAAGCGUCGCAGACUUACUGGCGAUUUCGAUCUUUCCAAAGGCGAAUCUCGAGAAUCAACGACUACAUAUGGCCUGUCAUUCCUAGAGCAUAUUCGAAAAACCGCCGACAAAGCGUAAUUCCCACCCGAUUUCCAAUUAUCAUUACCGUACUGACUCAUCCUAUAGUGGGCGUCUUGUCGCAACCAAUUUCGAAGAACUUCCACCCCGCGAGGAAAAUGCAGACUAUUACGAACAAACACGCAUGCCCAUUUCAUUAUCCAUGAUCGAGCAGAAACUGAACGAUGGCGAAUUUGAGAACUUGUCCGAGCUUGAGGGCUACUUUAAGCGCAUGAUCAGCAACGCGAAGGAGUUCUACCCUCGAUCAACCGAGAUAUUCGAAGACGCGGAACGAUUGAGAAAGGCUGUCAGCAAUUACAUGACCAAGAAAAAUCCGGCAUAUCAUGUUAGAGGUUAUCAGGCUGUGCCGACCCCGUUCCCGGAUGAUGAUGGCGAGGAGGCCAAUGAAGACAACGAGGACGAAGAAAUGAACGAUGACGAGAACGAAGAUGACGAUGAGCCCGAGGAAGAAAAAGAAGACGAGGAUGAAGAGGAAGAUGAAGAGGAAGAAGAAGAGGCGCCAAGCUCUCGUAGACGAACCAUUACACUCAAGCGGAGAACACCUGGUCGUACACCUGGUCGAAGGGCGUCCACUCGAGGCAAAGAGACCCCAAAGCCAGCAGCGCCCGCCGCAAAGCCAGACCACGUCUAUGAAGAUGUACCCUACAAAGGAUUGUCAUUUCAGCAAGCCCAGGAAAAGCUCAUCGAGGAGCUUAUCCGACGCGAAGACCCUGGAUACGAUGGCCCUUACUUCGAAGCUUUCAUUAACCUACCGCCUCGGUCUCUCAAAGAGUAUUUCAAGGUUAUCAGUGACCCCAUGUCGAUCCGAAAACUGCAGAAGGCGGUCAAGGGUUUCCACGGUCGUGGUGGCUCAACUGGAGUUAGCGAUUUCAAGUCAUGGGCCGCUUUUGAGGAGAAGGCAAAGCUAUUGUGGACCAACGCGUACUUUUACAAUGAAGAAGGCAGUGAAAUCUACUUGGUUGCGCAGGAUCUCGAGAAAUUCUUUUAUGAUCAGUUAAAACAAGCACAAGCUGUUGUAACUGAACCUUCUCAACCAAAGAUCAAGUUAAAGGUUGGCGGAUCCAGUGAGACGCCUACACCCGGACCCAAGAAGAUCACAAUCCAUGUUGGAGGUCAACGAGAUUCUGCUGAUUCACCAGCGCCAGCUCAAUCGAAGGAGGCGAUAACAAAUGGCCAAACUGUGAACGGCACGGCACGUACUUCAACGCCUGCUCAAGCUGUCAAUCCCCAACUGGAAAAGGCUAGAAGCACCUCGUUAUCUGCCGUGCCAUCUCCUAGUCCUUCUGUACAGAGUGCUCUCAAGGCAGAGGAGGCCUCAAGGGCAUCGCCAGCAGUUACAUCACAACCGCCUAGCGCUGCACCUAAUCAAGCGACUCCCGCGAUUCCUGCGGCUGCUCCCGUUGCUGUCCCUGCUCCUGUGCCUGUGGCACCACCGCAACCAAUCAACAAUCCGCUUGUUAAUGGGUAUAUGGACCAGAAGCAUCCUCGUCGCCCUGGUAAAGGUAUCGACGAUGCUCUCAUUGAGAGUAUGAAGAUUCAGGUUCACCCCACUCUUCAAUCACACAGUCCUGUACUGGCAACCAUCAGACCCAACCCCAAGGAGAUGGAACAGGCUGCCACUCUUAACCUACCUCCUCAUCUCACCCGUAUUCUUGCCGUCACCGCAAUACCCAGCCAUUUACAGACUAGACAAUACAGCCUCUGGACACUGGUUAACAAGCAACCGCUUAAGCCCAUUCAUCACCAAGCCCCAGGCCAGCUACCUCACGAGCGCGCCUUCGAGGCAAUGCUACAUCCAGGGCUCAACGUACUCGAGUCACAUCUCAUCGCUGCCAUUCCGCGAGACGAGCGUGUUCCGGGCGGUCCAGAGGUUGAAUUAGAAGUCUUCACCAUCUCGAUCAAUGUCCUGAGGAAUUAACACUACCAACGUCAUCAUUCAGGGCAUGGGAGAAAGCAGGCAUCUGAAUGGGCGAUUGCAAGACCCUUUACUAAAUCUAGUGUUGGUAGCUAGUUCUCUGAAUAGGAUGAAGGAAGCGUUUGCGAGUGCGAACAAUAUCCAACGAUGCCUUUUAUGAGCAGGAUAUGGAAAGGCAUGGGAUGGUACUGGUGUUGGGCGGGUAUACGGAUGCUUUUUUUCUUCUUCUUUUCUUUGUGGAACUGGCCUCAGGAAUAGGCUCAUAGGGAGCAUCCAAAUGUUUAUGCUGCGUCAUUUCACAGCACUGGUUAGGUGGAUAGGGUAGAACAAAGCAAUAUCAAACACUGAUAUUCUAAAUCUCCUAUGGUAUCUCAAGCCAAACCUGCUCCAUGCGCCCCGCCAUGCUAAGUCCUGCGUAACUUUCGAAAUUUAUUUUGUCUUAUAAUACAAGUCUAGCCAGGCGCAGGCCGUUGUCUCAGUUGCAUCAAGUGCUUGAGCAUAGUCUGGACAGCUACGUACUGACGUGUCUUGGGAUCGUAGUAGCCCGCAACGAGAACUGCCAUGACCGCUGUCUUUCCCUUGAGUUCGACUAUACCGUCAACUCUGAUACAUCCCCUGCUGGGCAGACUCUUGGUAGGCUUCCAAUGUCGCAGAAAGGCGAGAGCACCAGCCAUGCUAGCAGCUUGAAGACGAGGAUCGAGUUUCGCGUCUGGACCGAAUGCAGCGCUGAUGAUCUCGUUGAAAACUGGAGGAAGAUGUGCGGUAUGUGCCUUGGGGUCGUGCUGGACUGCUGCUCUGGUGGCAGCCGGAGGAGGAAUUAUGCCAGGGAGGUUUCCCACUGGCACUUGGUGCCAGCCAGAUUCUGGGGGAUCAGGUUCACUUAAACCGAUCGCUUUUGAGAUAUCCAGCGCUACUUGUUUCGUUAGGAAACUGACAAAGGUCCAGCAACCCAUAGCAAGAGCUUUGGGGUAAAGUGCUUUGGCAAGAAAGCUAGCAGCAAUCGAGUCGAUGGGUCGAUCACCCCAGAAAAUGCCCUCCUCAU